This is a messenger RNA of Ylistrum balloti, 642 nucleotides long. RefSeq names its product cyclic AMP-dependent transcription factor ATF-3-like. The record is from RefSeq and is a predicted model, not a curated record. The coding region runs from base 1 to 642 and encodes 213 amino acids. Lineage: Eukaryota; Metazoa; Mollusca; Bivalvia; Pectinida; Pectinidae. The transcript has 3 exons. Gene Ontology annotation, biological process: regulation of transcription by RNA polymerase II. Gene Ontology annotation, molecular function: DNA-binding transcription factor activity, RNA polymerase II-specific; RNA polymerase II cis-regulatory region sequence-specific DNA binding. Gene Ontology annotation, cellular component: nucleus.
AUGGCCGAUUCUCCCAUUCCAGACGAUGACAUUGAAGUGUUAGAAGAAAUAGACGAUGAAAACUUAGUAAAGGCUAUCGAAGAGAGUCGAAGAAAUCAGUCGACCAUGCCACUCAUCAAACAGGAGCUUCGAUAUACCAUACAGUACCGGCGUAUGUCUUCUGGUCAGAAGGAGCUGGUGUUGGAGGAGAAAACAAAGUCGGAAUAUAAGUUAACAAAUGACGAAGUACGAAAGCUACAUCGACGACGGGAACAGAACAGACGAUCGUCAAUACGAUGUCGUAGGAGGAGGAAGGAAUAUGGAAAGGAUCUGGAGAAGACGAUUACUGAGCUGGAAGUAAAGUAUUGUGAUUUACAAAUGGAAAUAAAACGUUUGAAUUUAGAGAAGACACGUCUCAAGGACCUGUUAAAAAGACAUUUAAAGCAAAGUAAAUGUAAAUUAGGGGCGAACACUCAGACAACAGCUCAACCAUCACAGACAGUCGUCCACAACCAGGUGCUAACGAGACCCCAAGUCGGACUACCCAAUACCCAGUCGUCAGAUCGGCUGAAUUUCGUCAGGAAGGAGAUGAUGAAAAAAUGCACGCCUCUGAAGUCAAACAGUCGUAAACUUAAGCUGGUAUCAUUGUUAAGUGUGCACUGA